Molecule: messenger RNA, 2805 nt
Organism: Penicillium taxi
Lineage: Eukaryota; Fungi; Ascomycota; Eurotiomycetes; Eurotiales; Aspergillaceae
Exons: 2
Coding region: 1-2805 (934 amino acids)
Molecular function (GO): RNA binding
Source: RefSeq, a predicted model, not a curated record
AUGAAGCCUUUCCGGAUCAGACACAUUCACGUCUCUCCAUCUUUGGGCCGUGAAGAGUCUGUCGACUCUUCCAGAGCUCAUGGAGUAUUUCAGAUCUCAGCUUCUGACUAUGACGAUAUCGCCUCCAACCAUCCUCGGGCGAGGCUAACCUAUAUGGACGAGGACGAUGGAGACCAGAUCACGGUUGGAUCAUCUCUCGAACUUUCUCAAAGACUUGAUGAACCCUUGGUGGAUAGCACGCAUGGCAAUAUCCUUCUUGAAUCAGCCCAUUAUUCUGAAGAUGGUUCGAGCCCGAUGCACAUUUUUGACAUUCGUCGAUCAAAUUCUGUGACUGGACUGUGGAAACGGUUCGAAAAUCAGACUGGUGACAGCUUCCAGAUAUACGAAAAUGCCAGCGACGUGCAUGCAGUUGUUGAACCUGAGGCAGGAGGUAUCCUUGAACAAGCAAAGGCCUUGUCUUCCGAUUCUUCCACCGCUACCUUGGAUAAUGAAAAGGACUCUCAACCUCUCAUGGCAGCGUUUGAGGCUGAGUUAGCGCAUCUCCUACAAUCUUCGGAAAAGGCUUCUGAGACUAGAUCUGCGCAGCCUGAACCUUCCCCUGCCGCUGCAUCAUCGGCGAAUACUAACUCUCAACAAUCCCCACAUCCCGCGGAGGUCCUAGCUACGCAAAUACUGAAUCAUUUGCUUAAUGGAGCCUCCAUGGUUCAGUCGGAACUCAGAUCAAGACUGCCAGAGUUCCAGCGUCAGCUGCGUGAUCUACGUGAGGCUCAGACCAAUCUACCAGAGAAUGUUGGAACAAGACUUCAGUCUCUUAUCGCCACGAUCGAGGCCCAAAUGAAGAUCGCUGAAGCCCAUUUGAGGAACGCUUUCAAUAACAUACCAGACGACGGCAGACACCUGGCUGAAGAAGCAAUCGGAAGGGGCAUGCCCGUGGCUGAGACCGCUGCAGAAAGCCUGCGGGCCAUGGCUAAUAAUUUGAAUGACGUGGGACGAACUCUCUUUGAGGCGUUCGAGUAUGAACUUGGGCGAGCGGGGUUCCUCAAUCCGAGCACCGCCUUCAACAGAUCGAGUACCAUGCCUGGUGCGUUUCAUAAUGUCGCCAGCAAUGAAACUACGUCUUCGAAUCUCUAUCCGCAUGUCGCCGAGCCUCGUUCUAUGAACCCGACAUUCCAUGAGAAUCAAUCGACGGGCAUUCAGCCACCAGUGACAGAUCCUGGAGCCAGUAAGGAUACUACCAUAUCGGCUGCUGGUGAUAUUAGCAACAAUAUUGGAACAACAUAUAAAAACCUCGACCCUGAACUAGGAGCUCAUAUGCCCCCAACGCAUCCUACCAACUGGGGUUCUUUUCCACCAUGGCUGCAGUUUACACCUCCUCAUCCAUGCCCCCAGCGCUUUGGAUAUCCACCUCAGUUUGAUUCGUCCUCCGUCCAAGCUUAUGCCCCUGAUCUUCAACAGGAACAGACGCCAAGUGAAAUUCAAGUUCCUCCGAACAAUUCUUCCGUCAAGACAGAGGUACAAGCUGAUAAUUCUGAAACACAUACUUUGUUCAUCGGAAAUGUUGGAUUCAAUGUAACCGAACAAAUGAUUCGGGAUGUCUUUGCUUCAAAGGGAUUCAUUGUCAGUGUGGAUCUUCCAUUGGAUGCCGACUCUGGCAAACACGCCGGCUUUGGCUACUUGCAUUUCCUUUCUAUCCAUUCGGCCACUGCUGCUAUCGAUGCGUUUCAAGGUAAACAUAUUGAUGGCCACGCGAUCAACCUUGAGUUUAGCGACUACACUCCUAUUGAAAAAAUAGUCUCUUCUGCGAAUCCUAUAAUCAAUGCCAACUCAAGUGUCCUUCGAAAGGGUUCAAAGUCUUCCAGCACAGAACAGGACCAGGAAGCACCUUCCAACUGCAUAAAGUCUGUGACCUUUAAGGACCCGGGUGUUGAUACCGACGAGGUUAUUCCAGCUCCCCCACAAGAUACAGAUCCGAAAGCAGGAAAGAAAAAGAUGAGUCGAGUCGAGUCUCCUCCACUCAUUGACCUAUCAACGGACCAAAUUUCGAUCAACCCAGAGCUAGAGAUAACCCGAUUUCCGCCUGUUUCCCAGUUGGAGGCCCAGAUUUUUGCAAGCCAAACUCACAGUCAAUCAUCGGCGUCUGCUUCUGCUUCGGACGUAAAAGCAGCUUUUGCUGCAGACGAGGAAGAUACUUUUUACGAAACAUCUUCUGGUCCCAGUAUUCCCUCACCUCCAACAUUCAAGAAUCUUCCCACAAGAUCUCGCACAUUCGCUCACCCCCGUCGGAAUCUUCCAACGAACACCCCACCGACAUCCUCGCUUGGCCAGGGACACUCUGGUGGACAAGUUGAUUCUACUCUCCGUCGUGCAAACACCAUGAUGGCUAGCCCGAGUGUGAAUAAUUUCGAUACUCACAAUCCGAUGUCCUCGGUAGAUCGCCGUAGGCUUCACGCAAACGAGCGUCAUUCUCGGCAUGAUCCACGAGCCCCCAACGACGCUUGGGAGACUUGGGCGCGAUUGAAUAGAAGAGAACGCCGACGCUCGAGACCUCAUCCAGAGCGGGCUAUUCCAGGCAGUUUCCCCGUUGAAGAAACUCAGCCCGUCCCUCCCAUUUCCACUUUCGAGAGCACUAAAGAAUCCGACUUGAUGCGUUGUGUCUCCUCUCUUAUGGAAAUGGGCUACGGACCAGAGCACGGUGGGCCUCGUCGAAUGGCUGUGUACGCUGCUGCAGCGAAUGGUAAUCUCUUUGAUGCCAUUGAAAUGAUUGAAGAAGAACGGAAAGCGUAUGCAGGAUAUGGUGGACGCUAA